GCCGCCAGCCUCUAGUUUGUUAAUAAAUCCAUUUCAAUAUUCAUAAAUGACUGAAUUGAUGUGGUCAAGAAGAACAGACAAUAAGAGGAAUAAGCAAUAACAGAAGCUUUGGAUUGAUAUGGGGUGACCUUUGCCCCCAAACAUGACAGUGUGCCUCGCUGUCUGCUUGAACAUAAUCACAGGUCAAAGUCUGCUCCCUGGCUCGCAGGGCCACUAGGAUCGCUGUGUGUUUGUCACCGUCUGAGCUCUCCUCACCCUCUACACAACACCUGGCCUUGGAUUGUCACCAGCUCAACACCAUGCUGCUUCGGCCUGUACUUCUGCUCUUCCUCUGUGUGUCCUCGGGCAUUUGUGCCACUUUAGGCCACUACCAGACUCCGCCAGCAGACGAGCGGGACUCCGAUGCUGUUACUGCUGCUGUUGUAGCAGCUGAAGGAGCUGCAGCUCCUGCAGAUACCCAACAAGGCGGUUCACCUGCAGUUGAGGAACCUGCAGCCGACUCCUCUCUUGGGGGCAAUGAGUUGGCCGAAACGCCGUCGGUGGAGAACCUUUCAGCUGAAAAAACGAAAGCGGAGGUCCCGGUGGGAGGUGGUGCAACGGCCGACGAGCCAGAGGCAGACAGGGAAAUGCCUGCUGGAGACCCCCAUGCUGUGGAAGCUCCUACAGGUGAAGCCGUCACCCAGGAGCAACGGCCUUCUCCUGGGGCGCAGGAGGAAAAUGACAUCGGACCGGUCCAGACAAACAAACCCUCGGCACAAGAAGACGAUAACAGCUGGAGCCUCAACUCAAUUAGAAAUAGUUUCCAGAGUAUGCACGGAUACUUUGAGUCGUUGGUGGAGCUGACGGGGGGACACGAUGGUGUGUGUCAGUAUCGCUGCAGACACGGCGAAACUCCUCAAAACCGUCCCGGCUACCAGCUCCAAGAGCCCAAUGGCUGCAGCUCCUCUCUGGUGGGAUUGCAGCUUGACCUCGGGAUCCCGGCUAUGACCAACUGCUGCAACCAGCUCGACGUGUGCUACGACACCUGCGGCACGAGCAAGGACCGCUGCGACUCGGAGUUCCGCUUGUGUCUGCACGGCAUCUGCGGCGACCUCAAGAAGAGUCUGGGUUUCGUGUCGAAGGUGCAAGCCUGCGAGUCAAUGGCAGACGUUCUCCACAGCACAGUGGGGGCGCUGGGCUGCAGGCCUUACAUGAACAGCCAGAGGGCAGCGUGUGUCUGCGAGGGAGAGGAGAGAGAUGAACUGUGACCAUCACAAAGUCCG
This is a messenger RNA of Pungitius pungitius (ninespine stickleback), 1262 nucleotides long. It is a transcript of the gene pla2g12b, whose product is annotated as phospholipase A2, group XIIB. The coding region runs from base 300 to 1247 and encodes 315 amino acids. Gene Ontology annotation, molecular function: A2-type glycerophospholipase activity; calcium ion binding. The transcript is spliced from 4 exons. The record is from RefSeq and is a predicted model, not a curated record. Lineage: Eukaryota; Metazoa; Chordata; Actinopteri; Perciformes; Gasterosteidae. Gene Ontology annotation, biological process: cholesterol homeostasis; triglyceride homeostasis; phospholipid metabolic process. Gene Ontology annotation, cellular component: extracellular region.